Paramecium sonneborni is the source of this 255-nucleotide messenger RNA. NCBI's taxonomy places the organism in Eukaryota, Ciliophora, Oligohymenophorea, Peniculida, Parameciidae. The record is from the annotation of a GenBank genome assembly.
AUGGCUUUAAUAGAGUAUUCUGGAUUCAAAUGGGAAGAAUUGAAAUUAAGGAAAAAAAACUUUCUAGUAAGAUUAUUAGGAACAGGUUAAAGAUAAUAUAUUUAUGAUGGAGAAAUAAUUAGAACAGAAUAAUGUAUUGAAUAAUAUAAAAUUAUGAAUAGAUGAUAAUUUUUCAAACAAACCCGAUAUUAUGACAAAUAUUUAAGAAAUACAAAAUUUAUAUUGGAAUGGUUUAAAAUAGAAUGCUCAGAAAGU